This is a messenger RNA of Mollisia scopiformis, 1508 nucleotides long. RefSeq lists its product as uncharacterized. The record is from RefSeq and is a predicted model, not a curated record. Bases 370 to 1179 code for a protein of 269 amino acids. The transcript has 2 exons. NCBI's taxonomy places the organism in Eukaryota, Fungi, Ascomycota, Leotiomycetes, Helotiales, Mollisiaceae.
CUCAGAUGCCCAACCACUCCACAGCCAGGCCCUAGGCUAGGUUUGGCGGAUCUGAUUGGCUGGCGCGGCGUAGGAAGGUUACGUGAAAACGCACGCGACACCUGGCGCCUAAUGCCUGCAGCAACGCCCCGACCAGAACCCGAACUCUCUUCCUCAGACUUCCUCUUCAACCACAUAGGGCAAAAGUCUUCGAAUAUCCCCAUUCCCCCUGACAAUGACAGACGUAAUGAUAUACCCUCUGGAAAUAGAGACGUCGGUCAAUAUAUGCAACUCAAUUGACUGGCCCGGAGCCAUCGGAGUCUAAAGCGCGUCCUCCUCACCACAGGCGCAAAACAAUACGGCGUCCAUCUUGGCCCCGUCAAAUGCCCCAUGCAAGAAGACGACCCCUGGAUCGAAGGCAAGGGCCGCCCUCCGAACUUCUACUAUACGCAACAGCGGAUCUUACACUCUGCUGCAGAGAAGGAGGGGUGGGAGUGGGUGGUCACGUAUCCGAAUGAUGUGAUCGGUGUCGCGCGGGGCAAUUUCAUGAAUCUGAGCACCUCACUUGGAAUUUAUGCUGCAGUGAGCAAAGAGCUGAAUAACGGGGAGUUGGAAUUUCCCGGUUCAGAGACAUUCUACAAUAUGUUUGAUUGCUUUACAUCUUCUCGACUUCAUGCUGCGUUUAAUCUCUGGGCGGCGCUGGAGCCGGGGUGUCGGAAUCAGGCGUUUAAUGUGGUGAACGGGGAUGCGGAGACGUGGGCAAAUUUGUGGCCGAAGGUGGCGAGGAGGUUUGGGUGUAAGGUGCCUGCGAGGCAGUUUGAGAGAGAGACUCCGGAUGCGAGUGAGAUGAAGCUCGCGGAAGUGCCGCCCUUUGAGGACUUGGCUGCUGUGAAUGGGAUGAAGGGAAAGGUUCCGCAGGGAAAGGUUUCCCAGCGGAUUGAUCUGGUGAGGUGGUGUCAGAAGAAAGACGUGAAGGAUGCGUGGGCUAAGAUUGCGGAGAGAGAGGGUGUUGAGAAGGGUGCGUUGGAGAAGGCUACUUGGGGAUUCUUGGGGUUCGUGCUUGGGAGGGAGUACAAUAUCGUUAUCAGCAUGUCGAAGGCGAGGAAGUUUGGCUGGACUGGGUAUGUUGAUACCUGGGAGUCUUUUGAGGAGACUUUUGAUGAGUUGGAGAAGGAGAAGGUUAUACCUGAAGCUAAGUAACUUGAUCAAAAGUUUGAUUUAUACAUGGAAAAGUUGGCGUGGCAUUGAAUAAAAAGGUUCGUCAUCCCAAUUUACGAUAUUUCGCGUUUUGUUUGGCGUUAUGAAGCAGGCCUCCCCCUGUUCCCCCGCAUUGACCAUCCCCGCAUCUUCUUCCCUUUCCUCUCUUGCACGACGAUAAUCAGGUCAAACUAAGCGUGAUGUAUGCAAUUAUGUAAUUCUAUAUUCGUAUACGUGAAAGCUAGACAUACCGGAGUAACUCUGUAGAAGGGCUUUUUUUUUUUAAUUAACUUUUUCCUCUUUUAUUAUUUUUCCUUAUAUAUUGUCACGAG